AACAUUCAUUCUGGUAGUUGGGGGACUUUCUGGAAAACAGUGUCCAGUAGGUUACUGUGCAGGCCCCCACACCUGAUCAUAUUAGUUCAGCUGUUGUUCUGAUUCCACUUCAGUGUGAGCUCCACUAUGGAGCCCAAAAGGCAUACCAGGCACAGGACAAAAACGGAGAGGAAAGCAGAUUUUUUCCAGAAUGAUGAACGACUGGAGAACUAUGCAGUGCAUCCUUGAGGAGCCUCAGAUGCGGACAGAAGGAGAGAGGCUACUAACUUUUCUGAACUGGCCAACAGAUGCACCUGUCACAUCUAGAGAUCUGGCCAGGGCAGGCUUUUUCUUUCUUGGCCCGGGGGACAAAGUUCAGUGUUUCUGCUGUGGAGGGAUUUUAAGAUGUUGGAUAAACGGGGACAGCCCAGCUGGUGAGCACAAGCGGCAUUUCCCCAAUUGCAAGUUCAUACUGGGCCGAGCUGUGGGCAAUAUUCCACUCCAAGUGGGCUCCUCGGAUUCUGUGGAUGGCCAGCUAUUGAGUCAGCUCCAGAGAAUGACUAUGGAUGAACAAGGAACAGCUGGACAACCAGUGUACCCAGAAAUGGAGGCUGAGGAUUCCCGUCUCACCACUUUCCACAACUGGCCGACUGAGGCUUCAAUCCAGCCGGAUGUCCUUGCCAGAGCAGGAUUUUUCUACACAGGCCACGGUGAUAAUGUCAAAUGCUUCUACUGUGAUGGAGGACUGAGGAACUGGGAGCCUGGCGACGACCCCUGGCAGGAACAUGCCAAAUGGUUUCCACGAUGUGAGUUUUUAAUACAGUCAAGAGGACAGGAGUACAUCACCAACAUACAAGAUGUUCAUUUCCAUCUGGGAGAUACUGUGGGAGGAUCCCAGACUUCCACUGGCAGAGACAUCGGCUCCAGAAACGCAGCUAUGGUGGGAGGUCUGGGAACUUCAUCGGCCAUGCUUUCUCCUGUGGUGCAAACUGUGGUCCAGAUGGGCUUUGAGGCCAGCCUGGUGGAGAGUCUAGUCCAGACCAAAUUCCUCCUGACAGGCCAGCACUACACAUCCGUGUCUGACCUGGUGACUGAUGUACUGCAGACAGAGGAGGCGGACAGACAGAGGGGGGCAAACAGCAGAGUAGAGCCAGAGAUGAGACAGGACUCCAGUGCAGGAAAUGUGAGGAGACAGACACCAAUCCGGGAGAAAGUAAAAGAUCCCAGUCCAGAGGAGCUGCUGAGGCAGCUGCAGGAAGAGAGGACCUGUAAAGUAUGCAUGGACAAGUUGGUGUCCAUUGUCUUCAUCCCCUGUGGUCACCUGGUGGUUUGUGGUGACUGUGCUGCCAGUCUGCGUCACUGCCCCAUCUGCAGAGCUGUCAUCAGAGGCAGCGUUCGUGCUUUUAUGUCUUAAGGUUGUAGUGAAAAGCCAUUCAUAUUCAGGUGAUGCACGAACACCCCUUCAGUUUCCCCCGAAUUGAUGAAAAUAAAGAGUGCAGAUUGCUUCUGUCACACCUUCAAAAUCACUUUCUUUAUGAUUUUAUAAUCAUCUAACAUUUUCUCAUUUUUCCACUUGUGCAUUUUCAUCAUCGUGUUCCUCAUUAUAUGAAACAUAGAUGUGAAAUGACACACAAUCAUAACAAGGCACGUUCUUUUAUUAACAAAUGCCUAUUUACAUGAACACAAAGCAUAGUUUGGGAUAAAUAUAAAAAUACAAUCAGGUUACAUGUGGUUGGCACAACAGAAAAGGACAACAAUUAUGUUAUCCCCUCCAAAAAAAAGGUGAACUUGCACAUUAACAUUCAUAACAAGUUUUAACUAAAAGGAGUCAUCGGGAGUUUGCAAAAAAUGCUUUAUUGCACAGUAAGGAAGACUAGUUUUAACAUAUUUAUAGCAUUUUAUUACGAAUACUGACUAUGCUCAGACAUUGAUGUCAUAGAAAUGUCACCAACAAAAACCAAACAGUUUAACUUAGCCACUGUGAACUUGGAAAUCAGUAGUGACUUUUUUUCCAGGCCUCUCCUGCAGUAUUUCUUUUUAAAAACCUAAGAAAAAUAGAACUUUAUUUUCAGACUGUGACGAUUCUGUGGGAGGAAUCAUUUAGCCGCGUUUGGCAUUUAGUGCAUUCUCAUUUUGAACACUAGAGGGCAGAAAGACAACAGAGGAUCUGACAGUAUCUGAGUCAGUCAUUACAUAGGAGGUACUGUAUGAUCCGUGUGUCACUUUUGCUCAGAAGUUGUUGUGACGCUGAUCAGAAGAAAAGACAGAAAAGAGUGACAUAAAUGAGCAGAAUGUUUCACCUAAAGUAUCACUAGAUCUUGAGCAGUCAGUCAAAGACACAGGUUUUGUUAUUUUGUUCUUUUUAUUAUUUAAUGCUAUACACAUAAUUACAAUACAAACUUUAUUUAAAACAUGCUACAAUCAUCACAGCUGAGGAUAUCACACUUCAAAGAAAGAUGAUUAAAAAUGUAGACCUGUGAGGCGACAAACCUGUUAUCUAUACAGGUACAGGUGUGCUACUUCUACACUUAUUUCCAUACCCAAACUGCUGGAAAAUGUUUGCACCUUUCAUAUUGCGUGGAGUGCAAUAUGAAAGAAACCACCAACCCUGACUCCCAAAUUAAAAAUAUGCUGUGUAA
This is a messenger RNA of Cololabis saira (Pacific saury), 2618 nucleotides long. It is a transcript of the gene birc7, whose product is annotated as baculoviral IAP repeat containing 7. The transcript is spliced from 7 exons. Gene Ontology annotation, biological process: regulation of cell cycle; negative regulation of apoptotic process; positive regulation of protein ubiquitination. Gene Ontology annotation, molecular function: ubiquitin protein ligase activity; cysteine-type endopeptidase inhibitor activity involved in apoptotic process. The coding region runs from base 191 to 1393 and encodes 400 amino acids. NCBI's taxonomy places the organism in Eukaryota, Metazoa, Chordata, Actinopteri, Beloniformes, Belonidae. Gene Ontology annotation, cellular component: nucleus; cytoplasm. The record is from RefSeq and is a predicted model, not a curated record.